Messenger RNA from Dipodomys spectabilis (banner-tailed kangaroo rat), 3528 nucleotides. RefSeq names its product DEAD-box helicase 31 (gene Ddx31). Gene Ontology annotation, biological process: ribosome biogenesis. The transcript has 20 exons. Gene Ontology annotation, cellular component: nucleus. Bases 9 to 2177 code for a protein of 722 amino acids. Gene Ontology annotation, molecular function: ATP binding; nucleic acid binding. The record is from RefSeq and is a predicted model, not a curated record. NCBI's taxonomy places the organism in Eukaryota, Metazoa, Chordata, Mammalia, Rodentia, Heteromyidae.
CUCGGGCCAUGGCCGCGCCCCGCGGCUCGCUCCGCCGCCGGCCCGAAGCGAGGGUCGCCACCGCCGGGACGACCUCCGGAUCCCCCCGGGCCCCGGCGAGGCGGCAAGCAAAGGCUACCAAGAGAAAACACCAAGAGUCCAGUGAGGUUCCUCCAGCGAAACGGAGAAGCAGAGCCGCCUUUCUCUCGACGGAAACAACUAGUGCUCAAGAAACUCAGAGGAAGUGUAAGGGGAACUCAAAAAAAAUAUUUUCUCCAAAGAAGAUGGUUAGUAGCACAGAUGGUGGAAAGCAAGAAGAAAAGCCAUGCAUUAAGACCUCGUCACUGUUUAAAAACAACCCUGAGAUUCCCCAACUCAUCAGACCUGUAGUAAAGCAGGAGCGAGAGCAAGUGUUCACUCCAGAGGCUUUCCACCAGCUGGACCUCCACCCGCAUCUUAUUUCCACACUAAAUACAGUCUUAAAAAUCUCCAGCAUGACUAGUGUUCAGAAGCAGAGCAUUCCUGUGUUGCUGGAAGGCAGAGAUGCCCUUGUGCGGUCCCAGACGGGCUCAGGUAAAACUCUUGCGUAUUGCAUCCCUCUGGUCCAGUCCCUUCAAGCACUGAGGUCAAAAAUACAGCGAAGUGACGGCCCCUAUGCUCUGGUCCUUGUGCCCACGAGAGAGCUGGCUCUACAAAGCUUUGAUAUUGUCCAGAAACUGCUUAAGCCUUUUACUUGGAUUGUGCCUGGAGUGUUGAUGGGUGGAGAAAAGAGGAAAUCAGAAAAGGCCCGACUCCGAAAAGGAAUAAAUAUCCUUAUCUCGACUCCUGGACGUCUAGUGGAUCAUAUCAAAUCCACAAAGAACAUUCAUUUUAGCCGGAUCCAGUGGCUGAUUUUGGACGAAGCGGACAGGCUCUUGGAUUUGGGGUUUGAGAAGGACAUCACAGUAAUACUCAAUGCUGUCAAUGCGGAGUGCCAGAAGCGGCAGAACGUCUUACUGUCAGCCACACUCACAGAAGGUGUAGCACGGCUAGCUGACAUCAGCUUGCAUAAUCCAGUCAAUAUUUCUGUCCUGGAUAAAAGCCAUGAGCCGUGUAAGGGAGAGGGCAAAGUGGCCCCUGAAGCCAUCCCUCCACAGACGCGUGACGGACAGGGCAGCUUCGCCAUACCCGAGAGCCUCGAGCAGUAUGUGAUGCUGAUUCCCAGCAAGCUGCGGCUGGUCUGUCUGGCGGCCUUUGUUCUACAGAAAUGCAAGUUUGAAAAGGACCAGAAGAUGAUUGUCUUUUUCUCGAGCUGCGAGCUGGUGGAGUUCCACUACAGCCUCUUCCUCCGCACCCUGCUCUGCCGCUCGGGGGCCCCGGCGGCGGCGGCAUCAGGGAGGUUGCCAUCUGCCUCCUCAAGAUUAAAAUUCCUACGGCUGCACGGCAACAUGGAGCAGGAGGAGAGAACAGCAGUGUUUCAGGAAUUCUCCCAUGCCCAAACAGGUGUCCUCCUCUGCACGGAUGUUGCAGCUCGGGGCUUAGAUCUCCCACAAGUCACGUGGAUUGUUCAGUACAACGCUCCAUCCUCACCUGCAGAGUAUAUCCACCGGAUUGGGAGAACCGCCCGGAUUGGCUGCACUGGGAGCAGCCUGCUCAUGCUGGCGCCUUCGGAGGCAGAAUAUGUCAACUCGUUGGCUUCUCACAAAAUCAAUGUUUCUGAGAUUAAGAUGGAAGAUAUUUUGUCUGUCCUGACCAAGGAUGAUCGUUUUGAAGUGAGACGAAGGGGCAACCAGGCGAAUAAAUCCCAGGCCGUUGGCCCCCAGGAAACCCGAGAGCGAGCCACAGUCUUGCAGACAGUGUUCGAAGAUUAUGUGCACUCCAGUAAGAAGACAGUCUCCUGGGCAAAAAAAGCUCUGCAGUCCUUCAUCCGGGCUUAUGCCACCUACCCCAGGGAGCUGAAGCACAUCUUCUGCAUCCGGGCCCUCCACCUUGGGCACGUGGCGAAGAGCUUCGGGCUACGGGACGCCCCCAGAAACCUCAGUGUCUCCACUGUGAAGAAGAGGAAGGCAAACUUAAAAAGGCCCGACCCUCGUCAGCAGACCCAGAGCAAACACCGCCUCGCCCAGCUCCUGCGCUCAGAAUACUCAAGUGGGCUGGGGGCCAGUGCCCAGGCCUCGAAGCGAGGCGCCCAGGAGGCCCCGCGGCCGUGGGAACGCUGAAGCCACUCCCCGCCACCCAGAGAACCUGGAGGCCAACCCAGGACAGUAAAGCUGCUCAGCAAGCCUUUGUGCAUCGAUCUGGACUGCUGUCCCGUUCUGAGGAGCCUCUGAGAAAGGAAUGACACCCCACCCUGCGUGCCCAGUCGCCAAGGCCUGGAGCCCCACACCAGUCCACCGCUGUGUCCCCCAGACACCGCCCCAGACACCCCAGACCACACCUGCCAAGAAGCUGCUUCCUGGGGCAACGCCACCGCCACCGCUGUGUUGUGUAUUGGCACGGGUUUUAAAAACUGGAAAUGAGCUUAUGUAAAAGGGGAAAGUAUGUGUCACUUACUUUCUUAAUAUACAAAUGCUUUGUUACCUGAACCACAAGUUUCGGUGUGGGUGGGAGCCCCAGGCCUUGGCAGUGCUGGUGGGCGCGUCCUCCUCCAAACUGCAUUGUCCACGCCCCUCCCCCUUGCAUGUCCACACAUCUCUCUCUCUUAGGGCUAAUUGAUUUACUGUUGCCUUUUUAUUAUUUGCCUUUGAAGUCAGAAGGCACCAGCGCCCGAGCUGCUUUUUCCCAUCCAAUCCCAGCUUGUCUUUAAGAAAGGUCUGGGGCCUUUGUGUUGUGACCCAGACCCCAGAUCCCCUCGACCCCCAUUGUAUUUUCUGGGAGGUUUGAAAGAAGACCCCUGGAGCGUAUUGAUUUCCCAAUAAAUGUAAGAUUUGGACAUUACAGAGAGGCCCACAAGAGAAAGGGUUAAAGUGUAACACGGCUCUAUCUCAGCCCGUGCUGUGUUCUCCCCGCUUCUGAAGGCAGAUCUGUGAAGCCUGGGACCGAGGCGCCCAGGGACACGCCUGAGCCCCGUGAGCUGAACGGCCAGGAGAGGGGGUGCGGGCCUGCGGAGAUGAGUUUGAUCCAGACAAUUGUGUGACGAAAACGUAGUCCUCAGGCCAGGCUGUGGUGAGAAUUAGCAGGAACCACUGGUGAAAUUUGUAACAAUAAUUACACCAAUAAAAACCACAGCACAUGUCACGCCCACUAGGGCAAGUCUGCCCCCUUUAUUUCCCUGGGUUAGCAGUGUAGACAGGAAAAGGAAGGAUGGGGCUUGGGGAUGGUCAGAGACCCCCUCCUGGGACAUUGCACGGGGCUGCAUUCCCGAAGGAACAGGUCAGACUCCUCCCGAAGAGUGAUGUUUACACUUUUACACUUGUGAAGGUGGAGGUAACUUUCCAGAAACACUAGUGGGCCUGCUUCUAAGCAAAAUUAAUAAAUCACCUAGUUAAUAAACAUGGAUUUAGCAGAUUUAGGGUUAAUAUUGUCUAAGUUUAAAUAACCUUAAAAUAAAUCUCUUUUUGCUGCUCUUGA